UUAACUUUUGUAAAAUUCUCUAAUUAACGAUUAACGUAAUGUUUGUAGAUACAUGUCGUCUAUAUGGGCGAGCUUCCUAAAAAUGGUGUAUCCGCCGCAUCGCUGCACCACACCAUGCUAGAAGAUGUCCUGGGAAGUAGCGCCGCUGCCAAAGAGUCGCUUGUUUAUAGCUAUGGAAGGAGUUUCAAUGGAUUUGCUGCUAGACUGUCACCCGAAGAAGUUAAGAGGUUCUCAGAGAUAGAUCAGGUGGUUUCAGUGCUUCCAGACACCUUAUUUAAGCUUCACACAACAAGAUCAUGGGAUUUCAUGGGCUUCACUCAAAAUCAAGCCUAUCAUUCGCCUAAUGAAAGCAAUGUCAUUAUCGGAGUGAUAGAUACAGGUGUUUGGCCAGAGUCGAAGAGCUUCAGCGACGAAGGACUUAGUCCUCCUCCAGCAAAAUGGAAAGGCAUAUGCCAAAAUGAAAAUAACUUCACCUGUAACAACAAGCUCAUAGGUGCCCGAUAUUAUAAUGCCUAUGACGCCUAUCUUCCUGAAGACUUCAAAUCUCCAAGGGAUGCAGAGGGGCAUGGUACCCACACUGCUUCGACCACUGCAGGCAGAGAAGUGACAGGGGCGAGCUUCUAUGGACUAGCCGAAGGCGUUGCAAGAGGAGCAGUUCCUAAUGCCAGAAUUGCCAUUUACAAAGUAUGUUGGCUCUCAGUAUGUGCAGCGUCGGACAUAUUGGCCGCUUUCGAUGAUGCUAUUGCAGAUGGUGUCGAUGUUUUGUCACUCUCCAUCGGCCCCAUAUUUGCACUCGACUACUUCUAUGAUCCUCUUUCUAUCGGAGCUUUCCAUGCAUUGAAGAAAGGGAUUCUCACCGUCAACUCUGCAGGAAAUUCCGGUUUUGCAGGGUCUGUCGUCAACGUUGCUCCUUGGUCUUUGAAUGUGGCCGCCAGCACCAUCGACAGGAAAUUCGUAUCCCAAAUAGUACUUGGAAAUGGAGAUAUAAUUAAAGGAAAUUCAAUCAAUGCAUUUACCCUCAACGGCAAGGAGUUCCCCUUGAUCUAUGCCGGAGAUGCUCCAAACAUAUCGGCAGGAUUUCAGAGCAUUUCUGCAAAAUACUGCUUGUAUGACUGGUUGGAUGCUAACAAGGUACAAGGAAAGAUUGUACUUUGUGAUUUCCAUUAUGACGGUUCAGGACCUUUCUUGGCCAAUGGUGUAGGCGCUAUAAUGGCUGGUGACGGCUACACUGAUCUCUCAUUGUCUUACAUAUUCCCAGCCACCCGCAUUGAUAGAGAAGACAGUGACAAGAUAAUGGAUUACAUUCAAUCUUCCAGUACUCCAACUGCAACCAUUCUCGCUGGGGAGACUUGGAAGGAUGUUGUGGCGCCUCGAGUUGCCACCUUCUCUUCCAGAGGGCCUAACGUAAUAACUCCCGACAUCCUCAAGCCAGAUCUUACCGCCCCUGGCGUCAAUAUCCUUGCUGCUUGGUCUGGAACUGCUGCACCUUCCUUCUCACGUCUAGAUAAGAGGCAAGUUGCUUACAACAUAAUCUCAGGUACAUCCAUGGCUUGCCCUCAUGCUAGCGGCGCAGCAGCCUAUGUCAAAUCCAUCCAUCCAACUUGGUCGCCAGCCGCGAUCAAAUCUGCCCUCAUGACUACUGCUAAUAUCACGGAUCCCAGAAAGAACGAAGAUGCAGAAUUCGCCUAUGGUGCAGGCCACAUCAACCCACUGGCGGCCGUUGAUCCUGGCCUUGUGUAUGAUGCAGCAGAGCAAGACUACAUCAACUUCCUAUGUAGUCAAGGCUACGACAGAAGCACAUUGGAACUGGUCACAGGAGAGGCAAGCAAUUGCACCACCAAUACAACUGGGGGAGCUUGGGAUCUUAACUACCCCUCCUUUUCACUCUCCAUCCGAGAUGGGCAACCCAUCAAUGGCUCCUUCUCUAGGACAGUAACCAAUGUGGGCCCUUCAAACUCAACCUACAAUGCCAUUGUCCAAGCACCCUUGUCCCUCGAGAUCACCAUCGAACCCUCCAUCCUUUCGUUCUCAGCCAUCGGUGAGAAGAAAUCUUUCACCGUGAAGGUUCAAGGCGAUGUCAUUUCUCAACAAUUGAUAAUUUCAGCUUCAAUCGUGUGGAGUGAUGGGGUCCACCGCGUGAGAAGCCCAAUUGCAGUGUACACCUACGUUCCGCCAGGCAAAUUUAGUUGGGAAUUUACGAGAAAACUUCCAGUCAAUGGGCUACUUGAUCUGGAUGGAUCCUCAGUGAAUGGAAUCCCCGGAGGGUAUUAG
Messenger RNA from Magnolia sinica, 2271 nucleotides. Its product is annotated as cucumisin-like. The transcript has 9 exons. Lineage: Eukaryota; Viridiplantae; Streptophyta; Magnoliopsida; Magnoliales; Magnoliaceae. Gene Ontology annotation, biological process: proteolysis. Gene Ontology annotation, molecular function: serine-type endopeptidase activity. Bases 64 to 2271 code for a protein of 735 amino acids. The record is from RefSeq and is a predicted model, not a curated record.